AUGAAUGGACUACUCGUCGAUGAUCGCCCGCUCGUUUUUGACGAUCUCGAGAAAGAUCAAGUCGUGCGCCAAACUACGCCAAUUCGAAACUCUCCCCAUAAACGAAAAAAUGAGAGUAUGGCUGAGAGUUACAUUGAAGAAGUGGAUGAAUUGGAGUUUUGUUCAAUGGAAAACGAUGAGGACAGACUCGCGGCACGAUUCAAUGUACACACGAAGAGUUUUAAGCAACGAGAAUGCAAGAUAUGCUCGGAAACGGUGAAUGCGAUGAGUGCUCACUCGAUGCUCGUUCAUAUGGGAAAGCACGACAGAGAAGCGAUUCGAUGGGAAUGCGAAAGAUGUGAUUUCAGAAGCCAAAGUGAAAUCAAGGUCACAAAACACAUUCACUCAUUGCAUAAAGGACAAGGAUCACCGAUUGAUCGGAGAAUCAAGAAAAAUUUGGAUAAAUACUGGAUCUCGCUGGUGAAAGAAUGUUUCCCGACGAGGAAAUCCGUUAUAAAAAGUCACAUCGAGGAGUUGACCAAAAAAAAGCUGUGUAACGAGAAAAUGUUAUCGGAUCGAAGUCGGCUCUUUGAUCACAUUGCACAACACUGCUGGAGAAGGAGUUAUGAAUGCACGCACUGUGAAGCGAAAUUCUCUGCGAGAAAUCAAGCAACCGACCAUUUGAGAAGGUCACACCAAAAACAAGCACAACUUGUCGAGAUUAUUGAUCGAGAGUUGAUCGAUGUGUGGAGAUCGAUGGGUGAACAAUGCUUUCCGGAAGAGACUGACAAAAUUGAGCACUGUAUCAAUCAGCGAUUUCGUUUACUCAAACUACAAGGGGUUUCGUUUGCAAACCUGUCCUACGAGUUGAUUCUGACACCGGAAGCGGUUGGAAUAGUGUCUGCUGAUGGAAAUGCGACAGGCUUAUUGGGUGAAUUGAAAAACGAGGAAUGGGAUGUAAUUUGCGCAAGAAUGGUGAUGAGUCCCGAGAGGAGAAAAUUCUUUCAUUUCUCUUUUCCAUCGCAAUACGAAGUGACUCAGGUCUUCAUGAUUCGUGACGACUCAUUGCCCGUUUUUCUCGAUAGUUUUUUAUUUCGACCUUUCACUUUACAGGUUUGGCUAGCUUUGUUGGGAACUUUUCUCCUCAUCAACUUUCUUUAUAUUCUUUUUCGUUGUUUCGAAUUUGGAAGAAUUGAGUCAAAAACAAGCACUUUCAUCAACGCCACUUACACAGUUCUAUGGACAAUCACCGAGAAUACUUAUGGAUCAACAAAUACUGGAUAUCAUUCUCGAUAUUAUUCUGUUCGUUUUUUCACCGUUUUUUGGAUAAUGAUCUUUCUGCGAAUCUUUGUCGAUUAUUAUGGGUCAAAUUUGAGGAAAAUCUUGAUUUUCUCUGACAACAUUCAACUUCCAUUCACCGAUUUUCGCGGAUUCUUGGAGGUGUUGAGAAACGGCGAAUACCAUCUGCUGACUUCCACUUCCACUUCACUCCCCGUUUGUCCGUUCGAAUAUUUCGAUCAUUGUGAAGCGAUUUUCCAAGAGAUCUUCACCAAAUUCCCACCAAUCAUUGGCCCAUAUCAACAAUUGGCAAAUGAGCAGUUUAUCAAAAAAUUUUCCCAUCCCCUUGUCGCGUUCGCGUGGUUGCCCGGCCAGCGAAUUACCUCUGAUUACAGUAUUUUAUCCGAUCAGAAGUACGAUUCACAUGUUUGGGUGAUCCGAAAUCAGAAUAUCUUCCCGGCUAGUUUCAUUAUGAACAAGAGAAUUCCGUGGAAAAUUUUGAAGAAGAUCGAUAAAGCGGUCGUUGCUCUACAAGGGGCUUUAGAGACUGUCGAUCGUCACUAUGAUCCCACAUAUCCCCAGGUUUCCCUCCAACAGGUACCAACAAAAACAGCAUUCACCCUCCGUCAACUCUCUGUCAUUUUCUAUGUUCUUCUCGAGAAUAUUGGC
Mesorhabditis belari is the source of this 1926-nucleotide messenger RNA. NCBI's taxonomy places the organism in Eukaryota, Metazoa, Nematoda, Chromadorea, Rhabditida, Rhabditidae. The record is from the annotation of a GenBank genome assembly.